AUGGAAAAUUGUAAGCCAAUAGCAACUCCACUUGAUGCGAAUUACCAAGUAAGCUGUUCCAUGGAUGAGUGCGAGUUAAUAGACCAAUAUGACUAUCAGUCUAUAAUUGGGGCGCUUAUGUAUUUGACUAUUACAACGAGACCAAACAUACUGCACUCCGUAUCGAAAUUGGCGCAAAGGAAUUCAAACCCUCAUGUUGAGCAUAUGCAAGCAGCUAAGCGUAUUCUGCGUUAUCUUCGUGGUACAAUUGAUAAGAACAUUACAUAUCAAGUUGUUGAGAAUUCAAUGAACGGGUACGUAGAUGCUGAUUGGGGUGGUAAUGCCCUAGACCGUAAGUCGUUUACCGGCUUCAUAUUUUUUGUUGGUGAUUGUCCUGUAUCCUGGGAAUCCAGGAAGCAAUCUUGCGUGGCUCUAAGUAGCACAGAGGCCGAAUAUUUGGCCAUGUCCGAUGCUGCUAAGAGACAAUAUUUCUGA
Calliphora vicina (urban bluebottle blowfly) is the source of this 474-nucleotide messenger RNA. RefSeq lists its product as uncharacterized. NCBI's taxonomy places the organism in Eukaryota, Metazoa, Arthropoda, Insecta, Diptera, Calliphoridae. The transcript has a single exon. Bases 1 to 474 code for a protein of 157 amino acids. The record is from RefSeq and is a predicted model, not a curated record.